Dentiscutata erythropus is the source of this 602-nucleotide messenger RNA. The record is from the annotation of a GenBank genome assembly. Lineage: Eukaryota; Fungi; Glomeromycota; Glomeromycetes; Diversisporales; Gigasporaceae.
AUGUCUUCAUUGACUUCUUUAAACCUAGAACUUUAUGAAAUCCAAUCAAAAAGAUGGCCUACUUUUGGUCGUCAUAUUAUGGCACAAUAUGAUGAAUCUACAAUAAUUGUCUACCAAGCAUUUAAACCCUCCAUUGCCAAUUACGCUAGAAUGACAUGGAUAAAACCUAAUUUUGCUUGGAUGAUGUAUAGAUCCGGAUGGGCUACAAAAACAAAUCAAGAAAGAAUUUUGGCUAUUAGAAUAACACUUCAAGGAUUUAAUACAAUUCUUUCAAAUGCAGUCGCAUCAUCAUAUGGGCAAGUCAAAAAUAUCUUCGUUAGUAAAGAUGAUUGGAAUUUAGCGGUAAAAGCUUCAGAUGUUAGAUUGCAAUGGGAUCCUGAUCAUGAUCUAGUUGGAAGAAAAUUAAACCGCAGAGCAAUUCAAUUAGGUAUUCGUGGCAAGUUUUUGGAACAAUAUUCAAAUGAAUGGAUUCAAAAUAUUGAAGAUGUUACCGAGUUUGUUAAAGAGCAACAUAAAUUUGUGGUUGAAGAAAAAUUAGAUCAAGUUAUGACACCUUUUGAAACUGUUUACAAUGUUCCAACAGAUAUAAGUGAAAGAAUUGG